UAAGGCGACACAAAUUUUAGGUAAAGCAAAAAAAAAAAAGAAUUUUAUGAAAAACAAAAUAAAAUAAAACAAGUUAAGAAAACAGAAAUCAAAUCAAAAUAAACUUCAGUCGACGGCACAGAAUCACAGAAUUCAACAUCAAUUUCUCUUCUCUGUCUGCUUCGUCUUUUGAUUAUUAAUUCCCGAUUUCACAACUGAUUUACAGGGAGUUUCCCAUUUCUGAUCGCCUUUCAACAUUAAAAUCGCUUUCUAUUCAAAGGUGGCAUUAAUUUCAAUAAUUAGGGCUUAUAAACAAUGCAGGCGUCAAGGGCUAGGCUUUUCAAGGAAUACAAAGAAGUGCAGAGAGAGAAAUCAGCUGAUCCUGAUAUUCAGUUGGUUUGUGAUGAUUCCAACAUAUUCAAAUGGACAGCUCUUAUAAAGGGGCCAUCAGAAACUCCUUAUGAAGGUGGAGUUUUCCAGCUCGCGUUUUCUGUGCCCGAGCAUUAUCCUUUGCAGCCGCCUCAAGUUCGGUUUCUGACCAAGAUUUUCCAUCCAAAUGUGCAUUUCAAGACCGGUGAAAUUUGCCUUGAUAUCUUGAAGAAUGCUUGGAGCCCCGCAUGGACAUUGCAGUCGGUUUGUAGGGCUAUAAUAGCAUUGAUGGGUCAUCCGGAGCCCGAUAGCCCACUCAAUUGUGAUUCAGGCAACCUUCUCCGGUCGGGCGACAUCCGAGGAUACCAGUCUAUGGCUAGGAUGUAUACCAGACUUGCUGCCAUGCCCAAGAAGCAGUGAUCAGUCUUCCACCUAUAUUUGUUACUUUGCCAUAAACUCGUUUAUUCAUAUACACAUGUUGUAGCCACUUGUACUUCCAUGCAUUUAGGUGGUACGUUUAAGAUCCUCUGUUCCAAAAAAGUAUUUUCUUCGUUUC
Salvia miltiorrhiza (redroot sage) is the source of this 904-nucleotide messenger RNA. Its product is annotated as protein PEROXIN-4-like. Bases 295 to 768 code for a protein of 157 amino acids. The record is from RefSeq and is a predicted model, not a curated record. NCBI's taxonomy places the organism in Eukaryota, Viridiplantae, Streptophyta, Magnoliopsida, Lamiales, Lamiaceae. The transcript is spliced from 6 exons.